Ceraceosorus guamensis is the source of this 628-nucleotide messenger RNA. RefSeq lists its product as hypothetical. The record is from RefSeq and is a predicted model, not a curated record. NCBI's taxonomy places the organism in Eukaryota, Fungi, Basidiomycota, Exobasidiomycetes, Ceraceosorales, Ceraceosoraceae. The transcript has a single exon. The coding region runs from base 49 to 492 and encodes 147 amino acids.
CUUUGACUCAUCAGACUCGUGACUCAAAUGACUGUGACUGUGUGAUGCAUGCAUGGCUGUGCGCUCACUCACCUGGUCCCACCGAGCUUUAGCCUUUGCUCCUGCAUAUCAGAAUUAAUGCUCCCCCAACUGGUCACAGUGGUGUGUGUGCAGAAGAUCGACUUUUGCUGCCAGUCACGAAGUGAACACGCAGCUUACUUGCCUCCCCAACAGCUUGACCUCUCCUUCCCCUUACCCCACACAGUCCACACGUAUUGGACCGGCCAAACAUCACCGAGCCGUCUUCUCCCUUUGCCCUUACCCCCACCCCCUUCCACCACCUCUUCCAGCACAAAUACUUUGCGCCUCUUCUCCACCGAGGGAAAUGUCUUCUUUGACUUUGCAUCCUCCCCUCUCUCGAGCACUUGCCCGCUCAUCCUUGUCCCUCUCCCCCGCGUCCAACCUUGCCGCCGUCCGCUCCAUACACCAGCAGACUCUCCGCCCCUCAUCUAGCCUUCGCCCGACUGGACAAUCCGCUUCAUUGACGCAACGCACAGUCAGCUCUCCUUUGAGCGCCGCACGAGCAUCAGCUUCUCACCUCGGCUCUACCGCCUCGAUCAGGUCUUUUACUAGCAGCAUGGCGCCUCGU